Molecule: messenger RNA, 399 nt
Organism: Brugia malayi
Lineage: Eukaryota; Metazoa; Nematoda; Chromadorea; Rhabditida; Onchocercidae
Exons: 2
Coding region: 1-399 (132 amino acids)
Source: RefSeq, a predicted model, not a curated record
AUGAAAAGUUGGGCAAAAAUUGCUGGGAGAGUUUUCUUCUCCCUCUAUCUAAUUGCAUUUAUAAGACGAAUAUUUGGCGUAUGCCCAAAUUCCCGAGAUAUUCCACCGCCAAUAUGCGCCUUUUUGUUUACCAACAAUGAAUGCUUGGAUGCUUUUUGUGUGGUUAACGAGAAUUCACAACAAAUGGAACUUAAUCAAUUGUGGAAUAAUCAAAUUACAUUAGCAAUAAUACGAUCGGAUUGCUUUUUGGAUUUAUACGAUGGCGCUAAUGUCACUGAUACACAUCGAUUUUUAGGCGGUGAAAUUAGCGAUAAUAAUAUUUAUGACUUAUCAAGGUAUGCAUUUGCUAAUCGUACAAGUUCAUAUAUUUGUCAAUGUAAUGGUUUUUUGAUGAAUUAA